UGGAAUGUUGACYAACGAAUGGACAGAAAACAUGGACGACCAGCGGGACGUUCAAGUUUCAAAACGAAACGGCAGCUCGAAGUCAUUUAUAUCCGCCGGUUCUGCCGUGGAUAUGGAGAUUAAACGAAAGAAAAUUCGACAGAGCGCCUUGUUUUUACCGACAGAGACCACUAAUGUUCAAGAGAAGCUCGACUUUGAAAUGCGAAUGCGUGAGGGGGCCUACAAGCUGCUGCUCGCCUGCAGUAAGAGAGAGCAGGUCCUCAACGCUUCCAAGAACCUGCUGACCUGCAACGCCAGGAUAAAGACRUACCUCGCACAGCUGCAGAGGAAGAAAGAGGAGCAGGGUGCGAUGAGGGUAGAGAGGAGUUGCACAGAUGAUCGUUUGCCUUGUAAUGGGACCAUUGCAGUGACUGGCUUGAGAUUUCCUCUGUUGUGGAAGGACUCGGAUCACUUUAAUAAUAAAGGGAGCUCUCGUCGGGUGGCGGUGUUCUGUCUGAUGCAGAUUGGCUCAGAGGUGUUUGACACUGAGAUGGUCGUGGUGGACAGAUCCGUCACCGACAUCUGCUUUGAAGGAGUCACCGCCUUUAAAGACGUAGUUCCCGAGUUUGAUCUGCGAGUGGAGCUGUGGAGCUGCUCCCUGGAGGAGGAGCUCACCUUGGUAAACACGCCAAAGAAACUGGCGAAGAAGCUCCGCGGCUCUUUUGGGAAGAACGCUGGAAAGAAGCUCUGCUCCCUGGUGGACGCUCCUGAUCCUGACACUUUUCUGCAGAACAAUCCAUUACCCUCUGGAGCCAAAUACAGCCUGCUGGCCUACACAACACUGGGUCUGCCUGACGCUGACGGCAACUUUCAGUCUCACUCCCUCAUCGUCUACCAAGACGCUGAAUGGUCGUCGUGGCUUCCUCUUUACGGCAACCUCUGCUGCCGGUUCGUCGUGCAGCCGACAUGUAUGACGCAGAGCAUGAUGAGUGGCUAUUUGAGUCAGAAGCAAAGCGUGGAGGGGAUGAGCCGCUGCUGCAGCCUGUUCUGUGUGCUGAGCGCCGGCUUUUUGUCCUGCUACUUCACCCCAGAGGAAAUUGAUGCUAAAGUGCCGCCCGCUUUUAAAGUCCCCGUCAAUAAGGAGACCAGGAUCCACGUGUUGAGCAAAAAGUCAGCGGGCCUCAAAUCCAAGACUCUGUCCAUCAUCAACCCUUCACCUGAGGGAUCUCAGACCGUUGUCUUCAUCGCAGACAGCGGAGACGAGCUGGACAGCUGGCUGGACGCCUUCAAACAGCAUCUCUAUGACCAGAGCCAGUGGCUGCACUGCUGCGACCAGCUAAUGAACAUCGAGGUCCUGUCGCCACGAAAACCAUCUCUUUUUCUCACCAAGCAGGCCGACUCUGUUUACAACGAUCUCAGUAUAAGCUCUCCCAGCAGGUUCGAGAGCAUUACAGAUAUCAUUCACAGUAAAAUUGAGGAUACAGAUGGCCACUUCCUUAUAGGUCAGGAGGAGAGGAGGGAGGUCCCCAACUGGUCCUCUCUUUUUGACGGGUCCCGUUCAGUGGUGGUGGAGAGGAGCGUUCUGUCCCAGAGCAACACCUCCACCCCUCGCUCGAGCCCCAGCCGCCCCGCCAGCUCCACGCCCCUCAGCAGCAAGAAGCGGCGAGCUCCGCCCCCGCCGUCCGACGCCAAGCCGUCCGCUCCCCCUGCCCGUCCGCCCAAACCCCCACUCCCCGCUCCUCCCCCGUCCCGGGAGAAGGAGAACCCGGCCGCCUGCGCUUCGCGUCCAGCCRCGAGGUCCAAGACGGGCCGUCCGUCUCUCGACGCCAAGUUCUCUGCCAUCAUCCAGCAGCUCCAGAGGAACAACGCCGGAGGCGGGGCCACCAGAAGGAACGCUCCGCUGGCCGUCCUCGACAUCCACCCGCAGGGUCCUCCCCAGCCUUCGCUCAAACCGCUCGACCACGAGGACCCCGACCUUCAGACGUCUGAGGAAACAGCUGAGGGUGGGUUUUUCAGAGCCUGUAGUGGUCCAGGUCCAGGGCCUGCUCCUGCGCCGCGCAGCAAACUAAGGAAGUCUUUCAGAGAGAGAAUGAACCUUAAAGCCCUGUAGCCUCAACAUUAACCAGUUCUAUAUUUGUCUUAACUACCACUAACAUGAUUUACUACAUAUUGUUUUUUUAUUAUUAACUGAGCCAAAUAAUAAAAUCACUUAACUGUACCUCAGUAAAAACAACUGCAAGUACAGAUAAAUACUUCAUUAUCAUUUUAUCAGCUUUAGAGUCAAGAACAAGAUGGAAACAUAUUUUUACACGUGUAUAAAGUUGAAUGCAGAAGUUUUAAGGGGACAAAUUGAGCAAAAUCCACUAUUUUAGCAGUUAAAUGCAUUUUGUUGUGUACUUGGAGUCUUUAGGAGUGCAGAAAAUUAGAAUUUAAUCUCUCCAGGUGCCUGGUAGAUAUCUCUAUAUUCUGUUUGAUU
This is a messenger RNA of Austrofundulus limnaeus, 2455 nucleotides long. RefSeq names its product rhotekin 2 (gene rtkn2). The coding region runs from base 5 to 2089 and encodes 694 amino acids. Lineage: Eukaryota; Metazoa; Chordata; Actinopteri; Cyprinodontiformes; Rivulidae. The transcript has 12 exons. Gene Ontology annotation, biological process: hemopoiesis; signal transduction; positive regulation of cell population proliferation. The record is from RefSeq and is a predicted model, not a curated record.